AUGGUGUUCCCUGACCCUGACCUCAAGGCUCUUGCCUUCGAAACGGCACCUCCGUUGGACCCCGCCUGGUUGGAGUGUGAGGAGGAGUUGAAGCGUCGUGGGCCACCCCGAGUGUUCAACUCGGUUCUCGAAAGACAGCCGAUUUACGCACAGGAAUGCCGUGAUUCUCACGCCAAGAUGAUGGCUGCCGGAGCUCGUGAUUACGAGCUGUCCCAAGGCGUGGUGAGGAAGGAGUUUACGAUACCGUCUUCGGUUGAUGGGUUCGCGAUUCCUGUUCUCCAGCUGGAUCUGUCCGACCAUGAAAGUCAGGAGCCGGAUGUGGUUAUCAUAUACUAUCAUGGCGGCGGGCUACAUGUGGGCGAGGCGGAUAGCGAGGAAUUUUCGUGUCGUCACCUUGUCAAGUCGGACGUGGGCCGAGUUCGCCUUUACUCUAUUGGAUAUCGGCUCAUGCCCUCAUGGCCGGCGAGCACAUGCCUAUCUGAUUCUUUGGAUGGCUUCAAUGCACUCCGGAGUGCGACAGCGCAGAACAUUGUCGUGGGAAGCUCGAGCGGCGGGCAAAUGGCAGCCGCGGUGUCACAAGUCGCACCGAAGGGCACACUCCAUGGCGUUUUACUCCGAUGCCCCGUCACGGCCGAUGGACCGAGUGGCAUGGAAUACAUCCCAGAGAGACUGAGGCCGUAUCACACUAGUGUAUCGCCAUCCUUCGUUUCUUUCUUGAUCGGAUACUUGCAGAGAGACAUCCCGAGGGACGGCCUCGAGAGGCUUCCCCUGGAGGCCACGCAGGAAGAAUUACAGGACCUCCCGCGAACUUGGAUUCAGAUGGCAACCAACGACACGAUAUACUCGGAUGGGCUUUGCUACGGGAUGGCCUUGAGGGAGGCAGGGGUGGAGGUCAAAGUGGAAUUAGAAAAGGGUUGGCCACACACGUUUUGGUUGAAGGCUCCUCAGUUGGCCCAGUCGCUGGAAGCGGAGAAGAAGAUGGUUGAUGGGCUGAAAUGGGUAUUGCAAAGGUGA
Messenger RNA from Ilyonectria robusta, 1014 nucleotides. Its product is annotated as Alpha/Beta hydrolase protein. Gene Ontology annotation, molecular function: hydrolase activity. The record is from RefSeq and is a predicted model, not a curated record. The coding region runs from base 1 to 1014 and encodes 337 amino acids. The transcript has a single exon. NCBI's taxonomy places the organism in Eukaryota, Fungi, Ascomycota, Sordariomycetes, Hypocreales, Nectriaceae.